Molecule: messenger RNA, 300 nt
Organism: Jaculus jaculus (lesser Egyptian jerboa)
Lineage: Eukaryota; Metazoa; Chordata; Mammalia; Rodentia; Dipodidae
Product: acylphosphatase-1-like
Exons: 1
Coding region: 1-300 (99 amino acids)
Molecular function (GO): acylphosphatase activity
Source: RefSeq, a predicted model, not a curated record
AUGGCAGAAGGGCUCACCUUGGUCUCAGUGGAUUAUGAAAGUUUUGGAAAAGUGCAAGGGGUGUUUUGCCGCAAGUACACCCAGGCUGAGGGACAAAGGCUCGGAUCAGUAGGCUGGGUCCAGAACCCUAACUGCAGCACGGUGCAGGGACAAGUGCGAGGUCCCAUCUCCAAGGUUCGUCCUGUGAAGGAAUGGCUGGAGACGACAGGAGGACCUAAGUCUCACAUUGGCACAGCAACGUCCAACAAUGAGAAAGUCAUCUUGACAUCGGAUUACUCAGAUCUCCAAAUUGUGAAAUAA